AUGAUCCGGAACGCCACGAUCCCGGCGUACAUCCAGCCCAGCCCGAACCACAGCAACGACCACAACAUGAGCCUGUCGCUGAGCCUGCAGAAGCAGAAGGACGCGAACGCUGAUGAUGAGGACUACGCCGACGGCCGACGCAUCUUGAUGCACAACCCGCUCAAGGGCCAUCUCUUCAGCAGCACCUCGGACUCCUCGCUUCACAGCUCCAUCGGCCAGCCGGAGAUGAUCGCGGCGGCUUCCAGCAGCGUGCAGAAGGGGAGCAGCGACCCUGGCAACCGUCUCGACACAGCGCUCGGCUUGUCCGGAGAGGAGACGACGCAGGGACUGGUUACGGAGAACGUCGAGGGCCCGUGUGAUGAGAAGCGCGUGAACCUGAUUGAGGUGCACGUCAUCGACUCGGACGACGAUCCAUCCUCGCUUGAGGAGCAGGAGCCACAAGUUUACUGCACCAUUCCCAGCCUUCCCGCCGUUGCUUUUAUCAUGUGCUUUGGCGCCAUCAUUGUGGGGCUGUUGGGCUUCCUUCCCUUCUACUUCGUCGGCGUCAACUCCAACGCGCGCACAACAGAGUAUCUGCUGAGUGAGGCCAUGAAGGGCGUCGCCUCUAUCACGCAGAACAGCCUGGCGAUGCUUCCCGCGUUUGUGCACAUUGUGACGUUCAACUACAUCAAGCGUCAUAACACGACACUGGAGGAGACGAACUUGCCCAAGGACCCGGAUCAGCUGCUGGUAUCGCUCCUCACGGUUCUCACUCGCUUCAACGAGGCCAUCUCGUAUUUGCGGUUCGUCUACGAAGGCGGUCUCUACACGAAUGCUGGCUACACAGACCCGAAGCCAAGCGAUGCGAAUCAGACCCGCAAGAUCUACGGCGGUCACAGUCGCACGCUCAACACGGUCCCCAUGCUCGAAAUGGACAAUGAGAGCGUCACCGCUGUUGAGCCGCCAAACGUCUUGGGUUGCUUCGACUUCCACCGCGAAGUCACCCUCCCUGAAGGUGCCAUGAAUCAGAUUGUGAAAGCGUGGGUGGCGGACCCGCAGAACAGCACGCGCUGGCUGCUGGCCUCCGAUAACACCACUCCGACGUACUUCAACUUUGUGAUGCCUUUCAUCGUCAACGGCUCCCUCGGCUACUUCGAGGCUGGCUCCUCAUCGGACAAGAUCAUCGAAGAAACAACCACCCUCGUAAGCUUUCUGCGCAAGAACGGUCGCAUCUUUCUCGUGGAUGCCACACGCAACAUUCUUGUCGGUAACAGCUGGAACCAAUCAGUGCAGAGCAGAACGGAUGACAACGCGAUCGGCGCAACCAUCUACACCCCGACUCGCAUCUACGAAAUCACCGAGCCCAUCAUUCUCGCUGCCAUGCAGGUGGUUAACGAGAGCGGUAGCUUGACGGAGGUGUUGAAGGACAAGGACACAGCCCUCAUCACCUUUUGGUACAAGGGGAACAACGCAUUCCUGAACCUAACAAAGGUGAAGGACUCGUACGGGCUGGACCUCGUUCUUGGCGUCGUGGUCGUGCGGGCUGACUUCGAGAAGGCCUUCUCCACUGCGCGCACGGCGGCCUUCACGGUGACGGUCUUGGUGGUUGUGAUCGCCGCUAUCGUCGCUGUUGUCAUCGCGUGGUUUGUCGUGCGGGAGAUGAAGCGGCUCAUCCCGCAGCUCAUCCGCGCGUCAAACCUUGAGGUGUCCCGCGGCGACGGCAAGGAUCACCGCGUGCAGGGCUGGCUGGCGUACAUUACGGAGAUUCGCGGCAUUCACGAGGCCUUCGUGCGCGUCGAGCGGAGUUUGCGAGAGAUGCGCACGUUUGUGCCGGCGGCCGUCAUGACUCUGGCGCCGUCCGACGACUCUCACAGCGACGCGGAUCUUGCUGACGGCAAGACGCGCCGUGUGCGUACGCGCUUUAACGCUAACAUAGUCAAGGACAACACGAACGAGUUCUCACGAGUGGAUGUGGCGAUGGUACUGGUGGACGUGCACCGCGCAAUGGACGCGACUGAGGCAUGCUUUAUUAUGGAUAUCAUCUCGCAGCGCGCCGAGGAGUACACCGGCUACAUCGAGUCCGUCAGUUCUAGCAGCUUCUUCGUCAAUUUCGGCACCCAGUCGCAGAACCCGCUCGUGGUGUCGAAGAUUUGCCGCUUCGCGCUCGAGGUGUACCAGUCCGUGCCGGACUUCAUGCGCCACCGCGUCGUCUGCUUCGCUGUCCGCAUGCCGUUUCUUGUUGGCACGUGCGGCGCACGGCACAGCAAGGCCCGCGUCGUCUUCGACACGCAGCGGAUGCUGGGCAUUUCAAAGGUGCUGUGGGACAUCGGCUGCCACGUCGCCUCUACGACAGACACACUCUCGCACUUCGCCACGAGCAGCGCGCAGAUCCCGUGGUACCGGAUUGACUGCGUGCGCUUCCCAGACGAGGUUUCGCAGGUGACACUGUGCGAGCUGCUGGACCCGUGCUCGUCGCUGCAGGAUAAUGAAAACAUGCCAAAGAGGAUGGGCGACGGUCUCUCGAAAAUGUGCAAGGGUGAGUACAAGGAGGCGCUUAUGAUCUUUGACUCGGCGCACAGCGAGAACGUGCAGCUGAAGCGGCUGCGCAAGAUCUGCAUUGACCGCAUCGCCUCUGGCGACACAAGCAAGUACAUUCAUCUCAUUCAGGACGUCUACGUGCUGGACUCCACCCCCAGCAACCACGAAGACAUGGCGAUUGGCGGCGGUGCUGCGAUGUACGACUGCGACGCCGACAACCCCAUCGGCGUGGCGACGAACAGCGGCGAGGUGUGCGAUCGAUCCAACGAGCCACCGUUCUUUGCAUGCAACUCCUUCGGGAAUGGUGCGGGGAUGCCGGCACCAGUGCUGUCGCAGCCCGCAGCACACGCCUCGUCUCCGGUUGCGCGUCACCCCGCACCAACGUGCAACUCGAAGACGUCGCCGACGCCGUCCGUGACGACUGGCGGUGAGGCGGCCGAGCCCUCGCACCUCACCGAGCGGGCUGUGACGGCCGCCAUGGGUCCCCGCGAGUUCCCUCCAUGCGGAGCGCUGCAGGUGGCUGGAGCCAGCGGCGCGGGUCCAGGUCUCCCUCCCUUUCAUCCACGAACCCCUGGCGCUACGACGACGCCAGCCAGCAUGCCUGGAAGCUCCCCGCCCUGUGGCGCACGCGACGACAGCGCGAGUGAGGCGCCGUCGUUUCUCAUGAACGCCUUCGUCUUCGACUCCUCCAUGGCUUCCGCGGCCUCCGCGGACGCUGUUGGUGCGACCGUGCAGGCGGCAGAUGAGCCCCAGGUGUUGCGGGACGUGAACCAGCACGAGUGGCAGGUCUCCCUCUACCCAAUCGGCAGCGGCGCCUUCAGCUUCAUCUAUCUGGGCAUGUCAGACGACGGCGUGCAGGUGGCGAUCAAGCGCAUUCCCCGGCUGCACCGCGGCAUCAAGGAGGAGGAGAUGGUGUCCGAGGUAUGCACGUGCGCCAAACUGCGACAUCCCAACAUUGUUCCCUACAUCUCCUGCUGUGUAACCCAGUCGUACCUGGCAAUCAUCAUGGAAUACAUGCCAGGGGGCUCGCUGCACGACAUCAUCGACAACUUUGGCAAGCUGCCUCGCACCGUCGUGCGCCGGUUCAUGCUCGACAUUGUGAACGGCCUAGCGUACCUGCAUGAGUCCACCACGCACGGUGACGUGAAGCCGCACAACAUUCUGCUUGGCGUGGACGGUGUCUGCAAGCUCUCCGACUUUGGCUCCGCCUCGGACAGGCUCACGGAGGCGUGCUGCGUCAACGAGGACCGCCUGAUGCGCGGCACGGCCGUGUACAUCUCACCCGAGGGUGCGCGCAACCUUCCACUGACCUCCGCCUCUGACAUCUACUCGCUCGGUAUCUCGUUCUUGGAGAUGGUGCUGGGCCGCCUGCCGUGGAGGUGGGCCGAUCCGGAGAGAACAGACGCGCUCCCGCUGCGUCACGACCACGAUUUUGUGCAGUGCCUCACCGCCAAUGCCAUUGCUGUCGACAUUCCCGACGACCUGGACAACGACGUGCGCGAGUUGGCGCUGGCGAGCUGCGCUGAGAACCCAGAAAAACGACCGACAGCCCAAGAGCUGCUUUCCUUCGCCUUCCUGAUUUGA
Messenger RNA from Leishmania mexicana MHOM/GT/2001/U1103, 4101 nucleotides. RefSeq names its product putative serine/threonine protein kinase. Lineage: Eukaryota; Euglenozoa; Kinetoplastea; Trypanosomatida; Trypanosomatidae. Gene Ontology annotation, biological process: protein phosphorylation. Gene Ontology annotation, molecular function: ATP binding; protein kinase activity. Bases 1 to 4101 code for a protein of 1366 amino acids. The record is from RefSeq and is a predicted model, not a curated record. The transcript has a single exon.